AUGGAGCCUGGAUCUGUUGCUGAUCAAGAUAGGGUAUUAGAAGGAGAAGGAGCAUUAGGUGUUGUAUCUAGCGAGAAGAAACAUCCUUGUGAUUUUGCCCUAUGGAAAAAAGCAAAACAAGAUGAACCUUCUUGGCCAUCUAAAUGGGGACCAGGAAGACCUGGUUGGCAUAUAGAAUGCUCUGCAAUGGCUUCUUCUCUUCUUCCUUUUCCUUUGGAUAUACAUAGCGGAGGAAUAGAUCUUAGAUUUCCUCAUCAUGAUAACGAAUUAGCACAAACAGAAGCAGCUAAGGAUAAACCUCAAUGGGUGAAUUAUUUUUUACACUCUGGUCAUUUACAUAUAUAUGGAUCAAAAAUGUCAAAAUCUCUUAAAAAUUUCGUCACUAUUAAAGAAUGUCUACAAGUAUAUAAACCUAGACAUAUAAGAUUCUUAUGUCUUAUGAAUAGAUGGGAUGCACCAAUGAAUUAUAGUCCUGAUGGAGAGACACUACAACAAGCAAAAGAAAUAGAUAAUUUUUUUAUUAAUUUCUUCUCCCUUUGUCGUCUUAUUAUAAGAAAAAAUAUAUCUAUUAGUAAUACAGAGCAAAGAUGGAGACAGCAAGAGAUCUCUCUUCAUCAAUUAUUAGCAGACACCAAGAAUAAGGUUCGUGAAUAUUUAUUAGAUAAUUUUGAUACACCAGAGGCAUUAGUCCGUCGUGUCUGCACAGCACAGCUGCGCCAUAACAAGAGCAGCAGCAAGCGUGAGGAUUCUGUCUCCCCUUCAUCAUCAUCAGCAGCAGCAGCAGCAGCAAAUAAGCAGCAGCAGGAGGAGCAACAGCAGCAAGGGGAGCAACAAGAAGAGGAAUCAAAUAAUAAGAGUCUUAAUGAAUUAUUGGGGCUUUGUGAUGAAUUAAGGGACAAAGUUCUUCCUUCUCUUGGUGUAUUAUUACAAGAUAGACCUGAUGGAACAUUUACUUAUAGAUUAUCUACUAAGGAAGAUGUUAUGAAGGAGAUGCAAUUAAAGAAAGAAGAAGAACAAAGAAAAGAAAUGCAAAAACAAGAAGAAAAACAAAAACUUGCAGAAUUAGAGGAGAAAAGACGUAAAGAAGGAUUAAUCAAGCCCCAAGAUUAUUUUAAAAUAUUGCAUGCAGAUACUUAUGGACAAUUUAAUGAUGAUGGAUUUCCUCUAACUUUUAAGGAUGAUGUUAGAGAAGCACACUAA
This is a messenger RNA of Eimeria maxima, 1200 nucleotides long. RefSeq names its product cysteinyl-tRNA synthetase, putative. The coding region runs from base 1 to 1200 and encodes 399 amino acids. The record is from RefSeq and is a predicted model, not a curated record. The transcript is spliced from 10 exons. NCBI's taxonomy places the organism in Eukaryota, Apicomplexa, Conoidasida, Eucoccidiorida, Eimeriidae. Gene Ontology annotation, molecular function: ATP binding; cysteine-tRNA ligase activity. Gene Ontology annotation, cellular component: cytoplasm. Gene Ontology annotation, biological process: cysteinyl-tRNA aminoacylation.